AUGAACUUUCCGGGCAGCUACCAAAUGGCGAUCAGUAGGUUGAGAGGACUGGAAAAACGGUUGGCAAAGGAUCCGGAGUUGCGUAGAAAGGUGAACGAGCAAGUCGAGAGUUACGAGCAGAAGCAGUACGUUCGCAAGGUAACAGUGGAAGAGGUUGCGAAUGCGAACCCUCAGCGUGUGUGGUACCUUCCGUUAGGGGUGGUGACCAAUCCUAAGAAACCCAACAAAAUUCGAAUGGUGUGGGAUGCCACCGCGAAGGCUGGUGGAGUUUCAUUCAACGACAUGCUUCUCAAGGGGCCGGACCCUCUUGUAUCGCUCGUAGAUGUUUUGCUACGAUUCAGGGAAGGCAAAAUCGCAGUUUGCUCCGAUAUCCGCGAAAUGUUCUUGAGAAUCCUCAUUCGAGAGGUGGAUAAGUGGUCACAGUGCUUCCUAUGGCGUAGCAGUCCGGAAGAUGAAGUGCAGGUCUAUGUGAUCAACAUCGCUAUGUUCGGAGCAACCAGCUCACCAUGCACAGCACAGUUCGUUAAGAAUAAAAACGCUCUUGACUACGCGGAGCUGUAUCCCAGAGCAACAAACGCAAUCAUUAACAACCAUUACGUAGAUGACUUCCUCGACAGUGUCAACUCGGUGGAGGAAGCAGUUCAGCUUGUCAACCAAGAGGAGCUCAAUCGUCUAGGGGAGACUGGAUCGACAGCCAGCAAGUCGCUGAGCCUCGACAAGAAUGAAAUUUACGAACGCGUCUUGGGUGUCGUGUGGGUACCUUCAGCGGAUCAUUUCACCUUCGAUCAGACAGGGCUCAAGGAAGUCUUGGGUAGUAACGGAGCGAUUCCAACGAAGAGGCAAGUACUGCGGACCGUGAUGAAACUGUAUGAUCCUUUGGGAUUCGUGGCGCACUUCGUUGUGCAGGGAAAAAUCCUGAUGCAAGAGAUUUGGAGAACGGGUACUGACUGGGAUGAGCCCAUAGCAGAACAACUGUACGAACUAUGGAGUAGAUGGAUCGAACUGUAUGAGAUGAUCGACGAGGUGAAAGUUCCGCGCUGCUUUUUCGGAAAUCUUCUGUCACAGGAGGUGGACGAAAUCGAGGUCCACGAGUUCACGGAUGCAAGCGUAGCGGCAUGUGCGUGUGUCGCUUACCUGAGAAUGAUGUUCAGCGGAGGUAGCUGGUGUUCGUUGGUAGCAGCAAAAACAAAAGUUACGCCACUUCGGACGCUCUCAAUUCCACGCUUGGAGCUUUGGGCUGCCAUGAUGGGAUCCCGCUUAUUGCAAAACGUGUGUUCGGCGCUAACCCUCAACAUUCGAAAACGGUACCUUUGGACGGAUUCAGCGACAGUUUUGGCGUGGCUGCGCUCGUUUCUACGAGAUCCAAAAGGGCAGUGGCCUAAGCAAUCAGCAGAAGUGAGCGAAGCAGAUGCGGCAAGCGAAGAACUUCGAAUGGCCUACAUUCACAGGGCGCUACGGUUCUGGAAGCGCACGCUGAGUGAUGCACAAUGGCGACAAGGUCUACACCAAGAGGAUUUCGAGAAGGCGGAGGAGACACUUUGGCGACAGGCCCAAGCGCAGGCGUAUUCGGAGGAGCUUCACGAGCUGAGUAAGGGUCGCAGCGUUCGGAAACAAAGCUCACUGCAAUCGUUGGUUCCAUUCAUCGAUGAUCACGGAGUCAUUCGGGUAGGAGGUCGGAUUGGAAACGCACCGCACAUUGCAUACACGGCAAAGUAUCCCGUAAUAUUGCCAAGGGAUCAUCGUAUCACCUUCCUUCUGAUGGAUUCUUUCCACCGGCGGUUCCUUCACGCCAACGGAGAAACAGUCUUAAAUGAACUACGGCAAGGGUUCUACAUACCGAAGCUUCGGACUCUCGUACGUAAAGUCAGCAGAGAUUGUCAACACUGCAAAGUGCUGAAAGCUGCUCCGGUGCCACCGCUGAUGGGACCACUGCCAAAAGUACGGUUGACACCAUUCGUUCGGCCGUUUACUUACGUCGGCGUCGAUUACAUGGGACCUUUCGAAGUCAAAGUCGGACGCAGCGUGGUGAAGAGGUGGAUUUGCCUGUUCACCUGUCUCACAGUGAGGGUGGUUCACCUGGAGCUGGCACACAGCCUUUCAACGACUUCCUGCGUGAUGGCCUUCAGGAGAUUCGUGGCCCGGCGGGGCGCACCGUUGGAAGUCUUUUCCGAUAACGGCACGAACUUUGUAGGAGCGAAUCGCCAGUUGUCUGAAGAGAAGCAGAAGAUCCAGGACAUCGUCGAAGACUGCGCUGCCACAUUCGCCAACGCGAAAACCCAGUGGCAUUUCAACGUUCCAGCGGCUCCGCACAUGGGAGGACCAUGGGAGCGUAUGGUCAAGUCCGUAAAGGUAGCGAUGAAGGCAGUAUGGGAUAGUCCGCGUCAUCCAAGCGAUGAGGUGUUGGAAACGAUCAUGUUGGAGGCUGAAGCGAUCGUCAACUCGCGACCGCUGACCUACGUUCCCUUGGAGGCAGCAGACGAAGAGGCACUCACACCAAACCACUUUCUGCUGUAUGGGUCAACCGGUAUCAAGCAACCAGCAACCGAACCUGUGAACGUGAAGCCGCUGGAACUUGGUGAUCUAGUUGUGAUAGUCGACGAAAAUUCGAAGAAUCAUUGGGAGCGAGGACGUAUUUGUGAGGCCUUUCCGGACAAAUCUGGGCAGGUGAAGCGUGCUACGGUACAGAUAGCUAGAGGAGUGUUCACUAGACCUGCGGUGAAGCUGGCGGUUCUGGACUUGGCGAGCAACGACAGGAGUACGGAAGCAGUCGCUUCAGAAACGGAAGUGGUUCGCGGGUUGGGGGAUGUCGCUGAUACCCCUCGACGCUGCGAAUUGUGGGUGAACCAACUGACCGAACCCUCGCGAGCGAAACGCCAGUGCCGGGCGAAGCGAAUGACAGAUUGA
Molecule: messenger RNA, 2904 nt
Organism: Ochlerotatus camptorhynchus
Lineage: Eukaryota; Metazoa; Arthropoda; Insecta; Diptera; Culicidae
Exons: 4
Coding region: 1-2904 (967 amino acids)
Biological process (GO): DNA integration
Molecular function (GO): nucleic acid binding
Source: RefSeq, a predicted model, not a curated record